UCGAGAUUGGAUCGAGAGCAGCGGCCAUGAAAAUGGAUCGGCGGAUGAUCAUCGUGUCGUCGAUCAUCGGUUCUCUCGGGGUGCUGAGCGCCAUCCUCGGGUUCUCAGCCGAGGGCACGAAGCUCACUGCUUGGACCGUGUACCAGUAUCGAGGUGUGUGCCUGUACCCGCAUAACCCCGCGCUGGGGCUCGGGGUCUGCGCGGCCAUCUUCCUCAUCAUAGGCCAGAUCAUCUUCGCGGUCGUCGGCGGCUGCUGCGGCUGCUGCAAGUCCCGCGCCAUCCCCUCCGAGACCAACCGGGUCAUUGGCAUCGUCUGCGCCGUCUUCUCAUGGAUCGCGGCGGUGGUCGCCUUCGGGCUGCUGGUGGAAGGCGCCAAGUGGAACGACACUGGGACGCGGUACUCGUCAGGGUACGGUGGGUGCUACGUCCUCAAGGACGGCAUCUUCGCCGGCGGCGCCGUGCUCACGCUCGUCGCCACUGCCCUCGGCCUCACCUCCUACAUCAUGCUCAGCACGCAGCCAGCCGCUCCCGCUACUGCCAACGCCACCGCCGCGCCCCCAAAGGAAGGCGAGCAGAUGCCGGCCGCCGCCGAGAUCCCGACGGCACAGCCACAGUUCCCGCAGCAGGCUUCUCCCCAGGGGCAGGGGUACGGCCAAGCGCCGAACGCGAAGCUCCCCCAUGUUCCUGUUCCUGUGGCUUCUCCGGCACAAGGCUAUGGAACGCCGAACGGGCAGUUGCCCCCUCUUCCUGCACAAGGCUACCGUGCGCACGCGCCGGACACGCAGAUGCCCGCCGCUUCUCCUCCUCCGGCUCAGGGCCAUGGACCGCACACGCCGAACGAGCAGGCCCUGCCUGAGCUGCCUCCCAAAGGACAUGAAAUGCUCGCGCGCCCCGUCUGAUCAACCGUGCAUGACCGCGCAUGCAUUCGUGCUAUACUUCGUGAUUUCGACCGGUUCUGUAUUCAUAUCUCUCUACCGGCCUCAACGGGAUCAUCAAUGCUUGUUUACUGCUUUAAUUUUGUUUGCACUUGAGAUUUCUUGUGUAAUAUUGAAAGAGUCACCAUUCACCAAUGUGGCAAUUAAUGUUUUUCUUAGGACAUUUAAUUAUUAUUGUGGCUGAUCCAUCGAAAAAUGAAAAUUGUAUGGUGGUUGAUAAGGAGCUUUUUUUUUGA
Messenger RNA from Triticum urartu, 1171 nucleotides. RefSeq lists its product as uncharacterized. The record is from RefSeq and is a predicted model, not a curated record. Lineage: Eukaryota; Viridiplantae; Streptophyta; Magnoliopsida; Poales; Poaceae.